Messenger RNA from Drosophila navojoa, 817 nucleotides. Its product is annotated as very long chain fatty acid elongase F. Lineage: Eukaryota; Metazoa; Arthropoda; Insecta; Diptera; Drosophilidae. Gene Ontology annotation, molecular function: fatty acid elongase activity. The record is from RefSeq and is a predicted model, not a curated record. Gene Ontology annotation, biological process: sphingolipid biosynthetic process; fatty acid elongation, saturated fatty acid; very long-chain fatty acid biosynthetic process. Gene Ontology annotation, cellular component: endoplasmic reticulum membrane.
GUCAGUAGUAUAAAUUAAUAUGUUGGAUAUAUUUAAUAGACCCCAUGUCGAUCCCUCGGGACUCUUCCUCGCGACUAGUCCAUGGCCUAUGGUGGCCAUAGUGUCGUCCUAUCUGAUCUUUGUGCUAAAGGGACGUAAGUUUAUGGAAAAGCGAAAAGCCUUUGAUCUGCGCUCUGUACUUAAGGUCUACAAUCUCAUACAGAUUUUGUACAAUGCCUCGCUAUUCGUAACGGUAGUUAGCUACUUAAUUGUAUUCAGGAACUAUAACUUACGUUGCAUGAGAGUUGUGCCUUUGGAUCAUCCACACAAGAACAUGGAUCGUAUGAUAUGCUAUGCGUACUAUGUCAACAAGUAUAUCGACAUGCUGGACACCGUCUUCAUAGUGUUGCGCAAGAAUAACAAGCAGAUCACGCUUCUGCAUCUAGUUCAUCAUCUGUAUAUGCCCAUCACGGGAUACUUCAUAAUCAGGCUCGUUGGCUUCGGGGGUCAUCUUCUAGUAACGGGUGUCCUGAAUGUCUUCGUGCACGUUAUCAUGUACAGCUACUACUACGCCGCGGCACAGAGCUCGACUAAAAACAAGGUAAUCUGGUGGAAGCCGUACAUCACUAUACUGCAGAUGGUACAGUUCGUACUUAUAUGUGGGCACAGCGUAUGGACCCUGAUGCAGCCAAAGUGUGACACAUCGCGUCCUAUGAUCUAUGCGGCGUUCUUCAUGUCAAUAGUAAUGUUCUCAAUGUUUACCAAUUUCUACAUACACGCUUACACAUUGCCCGAGAAAACGAAAGCAGUGAAGUCAGACUAAGAAGGAAUAAAAUUU